GGCGUGGUGCUGACUGUUUGUGUGUGAAACGAAACCUAUGCACUCCGUCUGGAUUCUUCAGCAGAGAGAAUCGGGGAAAUAAGCAUACUCUGUCACUAGAAGACGGCAAAAUCAUAAACUAUGGCAAGGAUUGAAGACAAAAAAGCCGAUGUGAAUUCUCUCAUAGGAGACAAUGCCGGUUAUACAAUAGACACACAGAAAAUGCCUUGGUCCUCAUCACCUUACAGAGGUUAUACAAAAGACAUACAGAAAAAGCUAAAGUCUUUCUUUACAUCACCUUGCACAGUGCGCUUCCUGGUUGUCCUGAUUCUUAUCCUGCUGUCUGUGAUAACCGUAUUGGCCGUCCAAGUCUGCCCUGUCAGGAAUACUGAUGAACGGAUUACAGAUUAUGAACGGUUAACAGAUGAUGAACGGAUAACUAUUAUAAAUGAAGCCAGGAACCAGAACCCUGUCCCAUGUGAAGAUGACUGGAUCUGGUACCGGGGAAAGUGCUACUACUUCACUAACAAAACUGAUACAUGGGACAACAGCCAGGAAUUCUGUAUGUCACAUAAUGCAUCACUGGCGCUUAUAGAUAAUCAGAAGGAACUGGAUUUUUUGGUCUGGGGUAAAUGUUUAGACAAUUACUGGAUCGGUCUGAGACGUACAGAAGAUAAUAAAGCCUGGAUUUGGACAAAUGGAACAUUAUACAACGAAAGCCUAUUCAAAAUCGAAGGAUCAUCACAAGAAAAUGAAUGUGUUUUCUUAAAUCAUGAUGCUGUAAGAAGUAAGACAGGAACUGUGAAAUACAGAUGGAUAUGUAACAAGUAGUGUGCCCUCUGGAUAAUGCAAAAGCACAUUAUUGGAUGGUCACAGCUGUCAAUGGCUUUUUAAAAAAAAUUAUUAUUAUUAUUAUUAUCAUCUGUUAUCAAAAUAUCAGUAUUUACAGUAUUACUUUUUUUGUCGUCUUAAAAUAUAAGCUGUUUUCACAAAAUGAAUUAAAUAUAAAAUUCCAUAAAGUUGACAAAUGCCUUUCAAGUAAGGUAUCCUGGUCGACAUAUUAAAGAAAGCAAAGCAGUACCCGAAACAGUGUCCAAGGAUACUAAUAGGAAAAUGAAAAACAUUAACCAUUUAUGACCUAGUGAGGAACUUCACACAUAUGAGACAUAUAUUGAACAUUACCUGUGCCUCGCCGGACUUGUGAAAAAAGAUGGCAGCCUGGAUAUGUUCGCGAGCAAACAAUGCGAACUGGCCACCACUGGUCCUGAGUUCUGUGUCAGUUUGGUGGAUGUCUCCAGUGCUAUUACCUGCCCUGUUUGAGCAACUUUCUUGUCUCUCGUCUCUUUCUUGUUUGUUCUGUUUGGAGUUUGUCUGUGCCCUAGUUAUAGUCAUUGUCCUAGUCCAUAGAUUGUGUGGAUUGUUCUGUUUGUCACAGUCUGAAUUAUGUCUUGGUUCAUUUGUCUGAUCUGUGUCUCAGUCUGAAUUCUGUUCUGUUCCGUGUGUUGUCUUGAUUCCAUCCUAGUUCUUCUCCGAUCAGUCUUGCCUAGUUUCUGUAUGUGUCUGCUGUUUCCAAAGGUCCAAGUUCCUGAAGUUUGUCCAAGUGCAUGACGUUCAUAUGUCUGGGUUCCUGAUCUAUUUGUCUGCCUGUGCUCUGUGUCUUGUCUUAUGCCUGUGAUUUGAGUUUGCCUUGGAUUUUCCUGCAUUGAAUCGUACAAAGGCUGUGUCUCUGGUGCUUUGCACUAGUAUUUAUGACCCCAGUAGGUCAGCUGCCCAGUACACUGGGACCAUCCCAGGAGGUAGCGGUCUGGUCACUAACUCACAGUGAAGUCAACAUCUCUCUACAAGAGUUAAAGAAUAAAUUUGCUUUCCUUUAGUCCAAAUGCAGCACACACAAAGGGUUAAUGUCUUGCUCCUUUCAUCUAGGACAGAAGACAAAUCAUUAGUAAAUCACCCUAAUUAACUACCCCUAUAAAGUAGUGCACACCCACUAGGACUAGGAACACAUGUUUUUUCCAAGCAAUUCCUUUAUUAGGGAUGGAUAUCUGUGCUGCCUUUGGACUCAAGGAAAGAUCCAUUUCAAUAAGCAAAUUUAUUCUUUCCUUAUAUUAAGAAGGAUAUUAAGAAGCAGAGUUAAACAAGAGGCGGAUUAGAAGUUGCUGCCUUAAUAAGCCCUUGUCUGUAAAAAGGCUGAGUCGCAAGCAGCAGAUACAUCUAGUUUGUAAUGUUUUUGGAAAGGUGCUUGGAGAAGACCAUGUAGCAACCCUGCAGAUUUGAUUGAAUGACACUUUCUUUUUUUCUUGCCCAAGCGACUAAGUGGACCGAGUUGAGUGUGCUGUAACUCCACCUGGUAACUGGAGUACUUCAGAUAAAAAAGUAGACUUAGGCCCCCUGCACACGAACACAGUCCGGGCAGCCACAGCGGAUCGCGGACCCAUUAACUUGAAUGGGUCCACGAUCCG
This is a messenger RNA of Bufo gargarizans (Asiatic toad), 2438 nucleotides long. Its product is annotated as C-type lectin domain family 2 member A-like. NCBI's taxonomy places the organism in Eukaryota, Metazoa, Chordata, Amphibia, Anura, Bufonidae. Bases 121 to 810 code for a protein of 229 amino acids. The transcript is spliced from 7 exons. The record is from RefSeq and is a predicted model, not a curated record.